Molecule: messenger RNA, 294 nt
Organism: Puccinia graminis f. sp. tritici CRL 75-36-700-3
Lineage: Eukaryota; Fungi; Basidiomycota; Pucciniomycetes; Pucciniales; Pucciniaceae
Exons: 2
Coding region: 1-294 (97 amino acids)
Source: RefSeq, a predicted model, not a curated record
AUGGAAGAAGAAGAAGCAGAAGAGUUUAAGAGCUUCUUGAUCCGAUUCGAAUGCAAGGAACACGAGAUCCCAGAGGCCGGAAUUAAAGACGACCAGAUCGGGAGCAGGAUUCAGAAUCUCCGAGUGAUUGUAGAUCAAAGGUUUGUAGAAUUUCUCAAAGCGGGCCUCGAGGUUCUGAGGCGGAUGUUCGUCGGGGGGAAGAAGGGCGUUGUAGGGACGUCAAUGUCGAAGCUCAUGAGGAACCAAUUAGCAAUCAAGGAGCCAAGGUUGGGGUGGGCACCGAUUCCGAUCUGA